UAAAGCUUCCACACAUUUAUUCUUUUUCUCUUUCGUGAACAACUUCCUAGACAGAAGAGAUGUCUUCUACAUUUUCUCCUUUCAGGAAAUGGUUUGCAGGCGGCGUAUGCACAUCAACAGCUAUGCUGCACGGAAAGGUGGCCGUGAUCACAGGAGCCAAUACUGGUAUAGGGAAGGAGACAGCUAGAGAACUUGCACGAAGAGGUGCCCGUGUCAUAAUUGCCUGCAGAAAUACAGAAAAAGGAGAAGCAGCUGCCCAUGAAAUCCAAAGGGAAACAGGGAAUCAGCAAGUCAUUGUGAAGAAACUGGACCUGAGUGAUACCAAAUCUAUAAGGACAUUUGCUGAAAAUCUCCUUAAAGAGGAAGACAAGCUCCAUAUCCUCAUUAACAAUGCAGGUGUGAUGUUUUGCCCUUACUCUAAGACAGCCGACGGCUUUGAAAUGCAGUUUGGAGUCAAUCACCUUGGGCAUUUUCUCCUAACAUUCCUGCUGCUGGACCGUUUGAAAGAGUCAGCUCCUGCGCGAAUAGUGAAUGUGUCCUCACUGGCCCACAUUUUGGGGAAAAUAUAUUUCCAGGACUUACAGGGAGAAAAGUGCUAUAGCGCACAAUUUGCAUAUUUCCAAAGCAAAUUGGCAAAUAUACUCUUUACCAGAGAGCUGGCUGGUCGGUUGCAAGGCACUGGAGUUACUGUUAAUGCCUUACAUCCCGGUGCUGUUCUGAGUGAAUUAGGGCGUCAUUCCUAUGUAGCAAAGUUUCUGCAAAGAGUAUUUAAUUUCAUGUGGAAGACUGUAGAAGAAGGAGCUCAGACUACUGUGCACUGUGCAGUGGCAGAGGAACUGGAGUCAGUGACUGGAGAGUAUUUCAGUGACUGCAAGCCUGCCUGGGUUGCUCCUCAAGGUUUGGAUGAGAACACUGCAAAGAAGCUCUGGAAGGUGAGCUGUGAGCUGUUGGGCAUUCAGUGGCAGUGAACUGAGAGAAUCUGUGUGGACACUGUCCACCAAUAUACUGUCUUCAAGGGGCAAAACCCACUGAAAAUGCAUGCAGUCAAGCGUUGUCUUUAUCUUUUCAUCUACCUGAGUCUAUUCUACAUGGAUAAGCGGACACUCAUCCUAUUGUCUGUUCUCACUACAGUAUAGCUCUCCUGUUAAAUUAAUAUGAGCCUGAAGAAGUCACAUGACUCCCAUCCCUGAUUUAGCAUAUCAUUGAUAUGCAUAUGAUAUUAGUAUUAUGUUAAGAUACACUAGAUGUUUCAUGAGCAGUGUUGUGUUAAAUCUGACUCUUUAGUGGCUUAAGAGAAUGAUACUCGGCUCCUAGAUCAGCAUCACUUACCUGAACAUUUCCUACAUGUGUUUGUGAAUCCGCCACCUUGAUUUGUCACAUAGUGGAUAAUUUCUACAAAUAAGAUUUUAGAAAUCAUGGCUUUAGGAGAAAUUUUGCAAGCGGAAGAGGCAAGGAUGGGUCAUUGCAAAAACCUGUUUCAAGAGAAUUCUGUCUGUCUGUUUUGGUUGUUUUGUCAAGUCCUCCAUGUUCAGAUUUCAGGCUGAAAACUUAAAUGGUAAUGAAGAGAAAAUAUGGAUGUAAAAAGAGUGAGCCUGGACCCUGUGGCAGAGAGGGAACUAAACUGUUCUCUUAGGUCACUUCCACACAGCUGCAUAAAAUCAGGGUUAUCUGCUUUGAACUGGAUUAUAUCAGAGUGUACUCAGAUAAACCAGUUCAAAGCAGAUAAUCUGAAUUUUAUAUGGCAGUGUUUUUGCCAUAUAAUCUGGGAUAAACACACAAUCUGGGAUCAGAUCCUGGGAUAUAUGGCAGUGCAGAAGGGACCAACAUUGAUCAGCUGUAUUUUGUAAGAAGGCAGAUGCUUUUCAUUUACUGCAAGAAACUGGAAAUGCUGGAGUGCUACAAAACACUGCAUUGCAUAGAAAUGUCCAUAGCAGAUCAGCGAACAACAAAUGAACAGCGAUCAACAAAUGAAAUAAGAGUUAUGAUGCAUCAGUAUGGUGCCUUGACCCAAUGUAUACUCCAUGUACAUUGUACCUUAUAAGUAAGAGAUAAUGUCCCUAGAUUAUGAAAUAUCUGUAUCAAAGAGCAUGCCUAGCAUAUAUGGCGUUUGCGAAAGCCAAUGUGCGUAGACAUAGCCUGUUAGUCCAUGUAUAAAAUAAAUAUAUAAACCUUUACAAA
Anolis carolinensis (green anole) is the source of this 2178-nucleotide messenger RNA. Its product is annotated as retinol dehydrogenase 12. The coding region runs from base 60 to 968 and encodes 302 amino acids. The record is from RefSeq and is a predicted model, not a curated record. The transcript is spliced from 7 exons. Lineage: Eukaryota; Metazoa; Chordata; Lepidosauria; Squamata; Anolidae.